CACGCGUUAGCCUCCCGCUACUGCAGUAGUGGUCCUACGGCUCGAAUCCCGUGAACACUGUUGCUAUAUAUCAUCGCGCAUUCGGUAAUAAUUAAAGUCCCGUGUCGGUGGAACUCUAUUCGGAAAAUACUUAUAGUCGGUGAUUUUUUUUUUCUUGGCCGAAAUCCGGUGGUCGUACGCAAUACCAUCGCCAUCGUAGUAUAUAUAAUAUAGAGUCACUUUAGUGUCGUCGUCGUUGUCGUCACUCGUUUCUGCCGCCAACCGCCAUGAUGGUCAUGUCUCUCGGAAGCUCCGCUGUCGUCAAGUAACCACCAACAACCGGCAGCAGCGCGACAAUAAGAAGCUGCAACGUCGUCGGUGGCCCAUAAACUACAUCACAAUUAUAUUCUACGAUAUAUACAUUAUACGGUGAACGUGUGUGUGCGCGCAUGUGAGUGUAUAUGUGCUCCAAGAAGAAGGGAUGUAUUUUACGAAGCCGUCCGAGAUGAACGAUUACAAAUAUUCGAAAACCGCGUCGAUGCUUGGCAAGCUCGUCCACGUAAUAAGGAUUUUCGGCGUUUUCACAGCUAUCGUUAUGUUCGGGGUAGGUGUCGACAUCGCAAUACAUCAUCACGAAUUUGGACUUUACAUCAUGCUAAUGUCAUUGUUGGUGUUUUUUUUGGAAAUUACUUGGGCUAUCACAUUGUUCCUAAAUGUAUGCAUAAAAAACGAAUUCAAUCCGAUAUUCAACUGUUGGGAAAUAGUGUUGUGGUUGAGGCUUUGGAAAAAAUCACUGCUGUACACAGUUUUCUCGCUGGUAUUCUUUUUAUGGCCACAUGGUCUGUGGCUCUCUAACAUAGCAGGUGCUCUGCUGUUGUGGCUAUCAUUUUUAUACAUAGUCAUCACGUUCAAAGACUACGUACACAAACGUUCGGACUUUGUUAUUGUGCCCAAAGGACAAGCGUCCACGUCGUACGACCAGUAUGAUGACAUAACUGAUUUACUCGGAGACUCUAUUCAUGUGUCGUUGUCCGCCGACAAUCUAUCAGAAUUAGAUCAGGAUGGAAUAUUAGAACUAUAAUAAUAUUAUGUACAAAUAUUUGUGUUAUUUUUAAUAAUAUAAUCUGUAAAUACAUUCUUAUUUAAUAUUUAUUAUUAAAUAAAUAAAAUAUAAUUU
This is a messenger RNA of Rhopalosiphum maidis (corn leaf aphid), 1156 nucleotides long. RefSeq lists its product as uncharacterized. NCBI's taxonomy places the organism in Eukaryota, Metazoa, Arthropoda, Insecta, Hemiptera, Aphididae. The record is from RefSeq and is a predicted model, not a curated record. Bases 461 to 1060 code for a protein of 199 amino acids. The transcript has 6 exons.